GGCGAUAAGGCUCUUGCCGGCGAAGAAGAGAAGGACAUUCCUGGACACCUAUUCCCUCCAGACUCUUCAAAAGACCGAACGAUAUGUUUUCGAGGACUAUAUCUAUCGAUAGUCAACAAGGAUACGAACGACGUGAAAACACAUAUAGACAAUACCACCGCUACAACUCAGUAUAAAGCCUACGAAAUUCCGGCUGGAUAUACAUGUUAUGUCAGGGGUGCUAGCGUUUAUUUCAAGACUUAA
Bipolaris victoriae FI3 is the source of this 243-nucleotide messenger RNA. RefSeq lists its product as hypothetical. Lineage: Eukaryota; Fungi; Ascomycota; Dothideomycetes; Pleosporales; Pleosporaceae. The transcript has a single exon. The record is from RefSeq and is a predicted model, not a curated record. The annotation marks the transcript as partial.